This is a messenger RNA of Xiphophorus hellerii (green swordtail), 2454 nucleotides long. It is a transcript of the gene tfa, whose product is annotated as transferrin-a. NCBI's taxonomy places the organism in Eukaryota, Metazoa, Chordata, Actinopteri, Cyprinodontiformes, Poeciliidae. Bases 118 to 2190 code for a protein of 690 amino acids. The record is from RefSeq and is a predicted model, not a curated record. Gene Ontology annotation, biological process: antibacterial humoral response; iron ion transport. Gene Ontology annotation, cellular component: plasma membrane; extracellular region; recycling endosome. The transcript is spliced from 17 exons.
CAAACUGUGGUAUUUUAUCUCUUGGCCAGCUCCGGUCGGCUCUGCUAUAAAAGCCACAACCCCGUUACAGAAAGUCUGCUCUGUCCGAUAGGUCAGGAGACCCCACAGUCCACCAGCAUGAAGACUCUCCUCCUUGUGGUGCUGCUUGGAUGCCUUGCUGCCGUAUUCGCGGCCCCGGCUGCGAAGGUGCGAUGGUGUGUAAAGUCGGACCAAGAAUUAAGGAAGUGCACGGAUCUUGCAGCUGCAGCUCCUGAGUUCUCCUGUGUGAAAAAGGAAAGCACCCUUGAGUGCAUUAUAGCAAUCAAGGCAAGUGAAGCAGAUGCAAUCACAGUAGAUGGAGGAGAUGUUUACACAGCAGGACUGAACAACUAUGAUCUCCACCCUAUCCUUGCCGAAGACUACGGCGAGACUUCCGACACCUGCUACUACGCUGUGGCUGUGGUGAAGAAGGGAACCAACUUUGGCAUUAGGGACCUUGGAGGGAAGAAAUCCUGCCACACCGGUUUGGGAAAAUCUGCCGGCUGGAACAUUCCCAUUGGAACUCUGAUUUCAAUGAAUGUCAUUCAGUGGGCUGGCAUUGAGGACAAACCCGUUGAGGAGGCGGUGAGCACCUUCUUCCAAGCAAGCUGUGCCCCAGGGGCUACAAGGGGCUCCAAGCUGUGCGAAUUGUGCAAGGGUGACUGCUCCAGGUCCCAAAGGGAGCCUUACUACGAUUACUCCGGAGCCUUCCAGUGUCUGGCAGAAGAUGCAGGCGAAGUAGCUUUCGUCAAGCACCUCACUGUACCUGAUUCUGAGAAGUCCAAAUAUGAGCUGCUUUGCCUGGAUAACUCAAGAGCCCCCAUUGAUAGCUAUAAAACCUGCCAUCUGGCCAGAGUGCCUGCUCACGCUGUCAUCACUCGCAAGGAUCCAGAACUGGCUGAAUUAAUCCGGAACAGCCUCAGCGGAGUACAGAACUUCAACCUAUUUUCCUCUGAGGCGUACGCCCCUGCCAAGGAUCUGAUGUUCAAGGAUUCAGCACAGAGAUUGGUGCCAGUUCCUCCAAACACAGACUCCUUCCUGUAUCUGGGUGCUGACUACGUGAGCAUCAUCCACUCCCUCAGGAAAGAGCAGAGCACAGGACCUGAAUCCUCUAGCAUCAGAUGGUGCGCUGUGGGCCAUUCUGAGACUGCAAAGUGCGACACGUGGAGUAUCAACAGCGUGACUGAUGACACCGCCUCUGUUGAAUGUCAGAACGCCCCAACCGUUGAGGACUGCUUCAAGAAGAUUAUGCGCAAAGAGGCAGAUGCAGUGGCAGUGGACGGUGGACAGGUGUACACCGCUGGAAAGUGUGGUCUGGUUCCUGCCAUGGUGGAGCAGUACCAGCAAGAACUGUGUGGCUCUUCUCCAGACACAGCCUCCUCUUAUUAUGCUGUUGCUGUGGUAAAGAAGUCUUCAGGGGUGACCUGGGCAAAUCUGGCGGGAAAGAAAUCCUGCCACACAGGCGUUGGCAGGACAGCUGGCUGGAACAUCCCGAUGGGUCAUAUCUAUGCCCAGACUAAGGACUGUAAUUUUGCUAAUUUCUUCUCCAGCGGUUGUGCCCCCGGAGCCGAAGCCAACUCUCCAUUCUGCCGUGAGUGUAAAGGCAGCGGCAAAGCCGUGGGAGAUGAAGCCAAGUGCAAAGCCAGUGCUGAAGAGCAGUACUACGGCUAUGCUGGAGCUUUCAGAUGUCUGGUAGAGGGUGCUGGUGAUGUUGCCUUCAUUAAACACUCAAUCGUUUCAGAAAACAGUGAUGGUAAUGGUCCUGAUUGGGCUCGUGGUGUGAAUUCUGACGACUACCAGCUGAUCUGCCCUGGAAAGGAUCCAGUGCCAGUCGGGGGCUUUGCUUCUUGUCACUUGGCUGUUGUCCCAGCACACGCUGUGGUAACUCGGCCUGAUGUUCGUGACAAAGUUGUCCGCAUCCUACAAGACCAACAGACCAAGUUUGGAGCCAGUGGCAGUGAUCCUACGUUCAGAAUGUUCCAGUCCGCCAAUGGAAAGAACCUCCUCUUCAAGGACUCCACCAAAUGUCUCCAGGAAGUUUCUCAAGGAAAAAGUUAUGAGCAGUUUUUGGGACCAGAGUACAUGAACGCCAUGUCCUCACUCAGACAAUGCAGUGAUACUGCGUCAGAUCUGGAGAAAUCUUGCACUUUCCAUACCUGCCAGCAACCUUAAAAGUGUCACAGGCAGUUUUCCACCGAAGUUGGGCAUCAGUGAUUCAACUACACUUCCUACACUCAACCUCCCAAAUCACAUCACCUUGUUCUAACUGAUCUUGCUGCCUGUUUUUCUAUGUACAAUCAGCACAGAAAUAUUACAAACUUCAGAUCAAUCUUCAUGUUACCAAGUCGUUUUAGCCGUUGUAACUUCCAACUUUAACGGAUCAACUUUGCUUUGUUCAGUGCAUGACUUUUCCCAAAUAAAAUUUCUCAAACCUUU